Molecule: messenger RNA, 1431 nt
Organism: Auxenochlorella protothecoides
Lineage: Eukaryota; Viridiplantae; Chlorophyta; Trebouxiophyceae; Chlorellales; Chlorellaceae
Product: putative pleiotropic drug resistance protein 2
Exons: 8
Coding region: 1-1431 (476 amino acids)
Cellular component (GO): membrane
Molecular function (GO): ABC-type transporter activity; protein binding
Source: RefSeq, a predicted model, not a curated record
AUGAUGGCAGCAGCUACCAACCCCGAUGGACAGACGAGGAAGCGCCAGCUGCGGGAGGAUCUCAGCCUCAUUCGCUCCCAGAAGGCAGAGGUGCUGCGCAAGAUCCAGGCUAUCGCGAAGAAAGCGCGGACGAGCGGGGGCGGCCCGGCCACGCCGCACCCGGGCCAGUCUCUGGAGGCGCGGCGCGCGACGCUACUGGACGAGCAGCGCCGGCGCGGCGAUGCGCUGUGGGCGCAGUGCGCCAAGAUCCUGGCCGCGCUCAAUGGGUCGGGGCGCACCAAGCAGUACUUUGGGCAGCCCGUGGACGCAAACUACGCGCCGGGGUACUACGCGGUCAUCAAAAACCCCAUGGACCUGGGCACGGUGAAGACAAAGCUGGACCACCGGCGGUACAGCAGCCUGCUGGAGUUCCGGGACGACGUGCGGCUGAUCUUUGCCAACUGCCGCCAAUUCAACCCGCCCGGCAACUUUGAGAAGCGGCGCCUGUCGCACGCGCUGGGCACGCUUCCGGGCGAGCGCCUGGAGCGCGUGCUGGGCAUCAUCGCGGAGGGGCCCAGCCGCCCCGCCCCCGCCGACGAUGAGGAGUAUGAGCUGGACAUCGACUCGCUGGAUCGCGCCACGCUCUGGGCGCUGCAGUCGGCCACAUCCCUGUUCCAGGCCAUCGCCUCGGUGUGCCGCACCGACACCAUCGCCUCAGCGGUGGGCUCCUUCUUCCUCCUCGUGUUCAUCGUCACCGGCGGCUUCGUCAUGGUCAAGUCCGCAAUCCCCCCCUGGUGGAUUGGCGCGUACUGGGCCAACCCCUGGGCCUACCUCACCAUGUCCAUCUCCAUCAACGAGUUCAUGGGCGCGUCAUGGGACGUGCCCAACCCCGCCGACCCCACGAACCCCCUGUCCCUGGGCGAGCAGGUGCUCGCCUUCCGCGACUUCCCCACCUCCACGCGCAUGGUCUGGAUUGGCGUCGCCGCGGGGCUGGCCUCCACCAUCAUCAACGUCGCGGUGUUCGUGCUGGCCACCACCUUCAUGCCCCCGCGCCCCUCCAAGCCGGUGAUGAGCGAGGAGGCGCUGGAGGAGCUGGAGUUUGCGCGCGAGGUCGCGCCGCAGCGCCCGCCCCCCAGCUCGGUCACCCGCGACAUCCAGCUGGGCAUCCGGCGCGCCGCCUCGACGCAGAGCAUGGCCGCCAGCGCGGAGGAGGAUGCGCAGGAGCAGGGGGAGGCGGAGGCCGCCGCCCAGGCGGCCAUCGAGGCGCGGCGUGCUGCCGACCUCGCGCAGCUGCAGUCGCUGGAGGAGGGUUCGACCAAGGAGCGGGACGUCCUGCUCGGCCCCGGCCAGGUGGUCGUGGGCCAGGGCGCCGACCUCACCGCCCUGGGCAUCGCGCCGCGGCAGGACGAGGGCGGGGACGAGGAGGACGGCGAGGACAUGGAGGAGUUGUGA